AUUACGUCAUCCAAACCCGCCUUAUCUUUACUAAGCGCCGAAAUCAAACAACUUGAGCUUUUUUGUUCUCCCACGGCAAUUAGUUCAGACCUCGCAUUUCACAUACGUAUCGUUUGUAUACGAUUUUAGAAAAUUACGGUGGAUAGUUGCCCCCCCCCCCUCAAACCUAAGCUUCGAGGUGGGUGUCCCGCUCUGGAGUGACGUGAAUAUUGUGUUUUCCUGUAACGCCUGCGCUCGUCUAAUCUUUAUAAACAGUGUUCACAACUGGCUAUUUUGUAAAGUCUUGACAGACAACUAAAUAUUAGUGUUUUCAGUUGAAUCGAUGUAUUUGGUGUCUUUACUCAUCUACUUCAAAGUUGAUUUCACGAACUUAUGGCUAACACUAAGCUAACAGGCUAACAGAAUAAUGGAGGAAAGCUCAUCGCGUCCUUCAACUGCUAGCAGUAUUUGUCGAGAAUCUUUUCUGCAGAAGAUUUUGGAGCGGCUGUGUGUCACUCAGUCUCUAAAACUGCAAGCAGAAGAUACAUCUCCUGUUACUGUAGUAGCUCUCCAUCGGUACUUGUCUGACUCUGGAGAGACGCAGGCGCACCAGCAGGAUGACAGCUACAGCUACGAUGUGACGGUCACAGACGGAGUAUGGAGAGCAAAGUGUUUCCUCCACACCACUUUAAAUCGUGUGGUGCAUAAAAACUCCCUGAGGACUGGCACAGACAUCAGCAUAACGAAAUGCUCUUUUGUUUACAACGAGAGGAGACUAGGGCAUGGUUAUCUCUGCAUUGAGGGCUUCACAUGCAGGACAGAUACCUGUACUGUACAGGCCAAUGACAAAGAUAUCAGUGCACUUCCUGUACUGGUCAGACAAGGCAUGGAGAGGAGCAUCUCUUUGCAAAGUGAUGUGCCACUUCAGCUGAGCCGUAAGCACUACCUCCCCCUCUGGAAUAAUGAUGACCCGGAUGGAGAGAUGUGGGCCUCUGAGCCCCACUCAGAGAACACUGUGCUUGAUGUGUCCAAGAUCACGUUUCUGUGUCAUCUGGAAGGACAAUUUCAAAAUCUACAGAAACCAUUCCCUAUUCUUGUAAAAAUAAUACAUAAAUCCAGACUGAGAUAUUAUGGAAAAUAUGGACUCAAUAUUGACUAUCCUUAUCAGGCCUAUUUUGAGGUGGCCGAUCAGAGUGGCACUAUGUCCCUGGUGCUGUGGAAUGACCUUUGUCCUGAGUUUUACCAAAGACUUCAUGUGGGCACAGUGCUGUACCUCCAAAAUUAUACUCUGAAGAGGAGUUAUCUGAACAGGUCACGCCCACACAUGGACCAUUACAGAAUGAAGGCUUUUAACUCUGUGGAAAUCUGCCUCAACCCACGUAAACCAGCCUCAGUUAUAACUAUAAUUUCACCAAAAAGUGUACUGCCGCAGUGGGGGUUACCUGAAGUUUCAUACCAGUUCACAACUAGGUCAGAGUUGAAUCAACUAUCAAACAAUUCAGCGUGUGACAUUAUCGGUUUGGUAACAUUUGUGGGACGUGUAGAGAGAGUAAAAUGUAAAGCCAGCAAAGGUCUUCCUGAGAAAUACUGGACUUAUCGAUGGAUUCAUGCAGUAGACGGCACAUCUGAUCUCCCUUUUAUCAUUGAAAUUUUUUCAUCUUCUCAGCCAGAAAUAUUUAGUCACAUUUACCCAAUGACCUAUCUGGUUUGCACCCAGAUGAGACUGUGUCAUGUUGAUGGGGGGUUGCCUUACCUCACAAGCAGCUGCGAGACACAGAUGUUCAUAACAGGUUACCACAAAGGGCAGCCGUAUGUGAGUGACCCCAAAGUAAAAAGCUUCAUUCAAUGGACCAAGACUCAAAAAGACAACGUCAUCCUCCAGAAAACCACACUUGGAGGAUAUUAUAGCUAUCCUCGAGCUCCUAAAAUAUUCACGCAGUCAGUGGAAGAUGCAUCAGGACAAGUUCCACUAGUUGCAGCGGCCGACCUAAGGAAGGAGUUGGAGAUGCUACAAUACAGGGAACAUAAAAGAAUUGCAAUCCAAGGACAGAUCAUGGCUGUGCUCUUUAUAAAACACCAAACAUCAAACAAGAGUCCAUGUCUAACAGAAGAGCCACAGGGUCCUGUAGUUUUGACCCAGUCGUAUGAAGAAAUUCAAGAUGCCAGCACAGACCAUGAUUCUGUCUCUACAGAUGCAACUCUGACUCAAAUCAACACAAGGAAAAGAAGAUAUCGAGUAAGACAUGGAAAACAGUCCUCAGAAGAUGUUACACCAACUAAAAGCAGCAGACAUGACAAUAUAGUAGCAGAACAGAAAGAGAAUAAAACUGACAAUUCACCAGAGGAAACUGAGAAUUUCCAUAGUCAAGAUUCUGGUGUCACAUCCUGGGAAAGCAGUGAUUGGCUGACGCAAAAGCUGAGCAUUUCAGAACAUUUACAUCGAGGCAUCUUAUAUGAAGACAGCAUUUCACGACGAUUCACUUUUGAGGAGAAAAAUUCUCUUUUGCAUUGGAGCAACCUUCACCCAGCACGUUGGACCCCAGAGCACUCCACAGACCCUAUCCCACCUGUGGCUUGCCCUGGUUACUACAGAAUUACCAUUUUAGGGGUAAACAGGCAGUUAGCUGUAGACGCUGCCUAUGUUCCUGUUGUGCACCCUGAUGAGCCUUGUGCAGUGGGGCUGUUACAGGAUCCCCACGGCAACACCAUGCUGUCUUGCCUUUCCUCUGGCUUCCUGUGCCCCCUCAGCUCUGAUACAAGUCAAUCAAUACAUCCACAGCCAGAGGAGAUUUUGGAAACAGCUGGAGAGUUGGAGGGUUUACAUUUGGUGUGCGUCCUGGACUUGUGUCAUCUCGGAGGAGACCGUGUAGAAGUCCUCAUCAACAAAGUGUACAAAGUCACUGAAGUUUCUCUCCAAUAGACUUUUAUGGACUAGAUUUAUGGACUAAAUCAUGUUUGUCAAAUUUUUGUGUAAAAGAUUUCUGCCAUUCUCAUUAAAUUGUGAGACAAUA
Molecule: messenger RNA, 2990 nt
Organism: Boleophthalmus pectinirostris (great blue-spotted mudskipper)
Lineage: Eukaryota; Metazoa; Chordata; Actinopteri; Gobiiformes; Gobiidae
Gene: radx
Product: RPA1 related single stranded DNA binding protein
Exons: 15
Coding region: 407-2899 (830 amino acids)
Biological process (GO): regulation of DNA repair
Cellular component (GO): replication fork
Molecular function (GO): single-stranded DNA binding
Source: RefSeq, a predicted model, not a curated record